UGUCGGCGAGGUGUGGAGGCGCCUGAAGUGCCUCCUGGUGCUCGCCCGUGCUGCUGGAGGGAGAAGCCCGCGUCCACGCCUGCAGCUGAAGUCUCCGGACGAACGCCUCGCCCUGAGCCCGCGGAUGGGAAGGGGACACCUGGACCCGAAUGGGCUCGGCCGUCUCCAGCAGCGGGCGUGACGAUCGCAGGCGUGGCAGGUAAAAAAGAUUGCUGUAUCAACUCACGGAAGCAGUAGCCUCCCUGUCUUUGUAUUUUAAACUGCAGCAACAACUUGAUCAACAAUGAAGCAAUGAUAAUCUGAGAACAGAAGAGCAUUUGCCAGUGAACUGUCAUCACAAUUUCAAGUGAUCUUAUAAAGAAAAACAAGCUGCAACAGACUUUAUGUCAAGACAUUCUACCUUCUAGUGUAGGUAGAAUGCUUUUGUCUGAAAUUUAUUUGGAAGCAGUUUUCAUAUAGACCAUUUAAAUUAUAUCAAAUAAAAAUGAGUGAAGCCCCCAGAUUCUUUGUUGGGCCUGAAGAUACGGAAAUAAACCCUGGAAAUUAUCGGCAUUUCUUCCACCAUGCAGAUGAAGAUGAGGAAGAGGAAGAUGAGUCUCCACCAGAGAGGCAGAUUGUGGUUGGAAUAUGUUCCAUGGCAAAGAAAUCUAAAUCCAAACCCAUGAAAGAAAUUCUUGAACGAAUCUCCUUAUUUAAAUAUAUCACAGUAGUGGUAUUUGAAGAGGAAGUUAUUUUGAAUGAACCAGUGGAAAAUUGGCCUUUAUGUGAUUGUCUUAUUUCUUUCCAUUCUAAAGGUUUUCCGCUGGACAAAGCAGUUGCUUAUGCAAAACUCAGGAAUCCAUUUGUAAUCAAUGACUUGAAUAUGCAGUAUCUCAUACAAGAUAGGAGAGAAGUAUAUAGUAUUCUUCAAGCUGAAGGUAUUUUACUUCCUCGUUACGCAAUCUUGAACCGUGAUCCAAAUAAUCCCAAAGAAUGCAAUCUGAUUGAAGGAGAAGAUCAGGUAGAAGUAAACGGAGAAGUUUUCCAAAAGCCGUUUGUGGAAAAGCCAGUCAGUGCAGAGGAUCACAAUGUUUACAUUUACUACCCAACAUCGGCUGGCGGUGGGAGCCAAAGGCUCUUUAGAAAGAUUGGCAGCAGAAGCAGUGUUUACUCUCCAGAAAGCAGUGUGCGGAAGACAGGCUCAUAUAUAUAUGAGGAGUUUAUGCCCACGGAUGGCACUGAUGUUAAGGUUUAUACUGUGGGUCCAGAUUAUGCCCAUGCUGAAGCUCGAAAAUCUCCAGCACUGGAUGGCAAGGUGGAACGAGACAGUGAAGGGAAAGAAGUGAGGUACCCUGUCAUCCUCAAUGCGCGGGAGAAGUUAAUCGCCUGGAAAGUCUGCCUUGCGUUCAAGCAAACAGUUUGUGGCUUUGAUUUGUUACGGGCCAAUGGACAGUCCUAUGUCUGUGAUGUCAAUGGCUUCAGUUUUGUGAAAAAUUCCAUGAAGUAUUAUGAUGAUUGUGCAAAAAUACUUGGAAACAUUGUGAUGCGAGAGCUUGCUCCACAAUUUCAUAUCCCCUGGUCAAUACCCUUAGAAGCUGAAGACAUCCCGAUUGUACCAACUACAUCUGGAACCAUGAUGGAGCUUAGAUGUGUCAUUGCUGUUAUACGUCAUGGGGAUAGAACACCAAAACAAAAAAUGAAAAUGGAAGUGAGGCAUCAAAAGUUUUUUGAUCUUUUUGAAAAGUGUGAUGGAUAUAAAUCAGGGAAAUUAAAACUCAAAAAACCAAAACAAUUACAGGCAAUGCUAGACAUUGCGCGCCAGCUUCUUAUGGAGCUGGGGCAGAAUAAUGACUCUGAAAUUGAAGAAAACAAGCCAAAGCUGGAACAGCUGAAGACCGUGUUAGAGAUGUAUGGCCAUUUUUCUGGAAUAAAUCGUAAAGUCCAGUUGACCUAUCUCCCCCAUGGUUGUCCUAAAACAUCCAGUGAAGAAGAAGACAGCCGAAGAGAAGAGCCGUCCUUACUUCUGGUUCUGAAAUGGGGAGGAGAGUUAACUCCUGCUGGCAGGGUCCAGGCUGAAGAACUUGGGAGAGCUUUCAGGUGUAUGUAUCCUGGAGGUCAAGGAGAUUAUGCAGGAUUUCCUGGUUGUGGUUUACUUAGAUUACAUAGCACCUACCGACAUGACCUCAAAAUAUAUGCCUCUGACGAAGGACGGGUCCAGAUGACUGCAGCUGCUUUUGCAAAGGGACUGUUAGCUCUAGAAGGAGAACUUACACCCAUUCUUGUUCAAAUGGUAAAAAGUGCAAAUAUGAAUGGCCUCCUGGACAGCGACAGCGACUCUCUGAGCAGUUGCCAGCAGCGAGUGAAGGCAAGGCUCCAUGAAAUCCUCCAGAAAGACAGAGAUUUUACUGCCGAAGACUAUGAAAAGCUUACUCCAUCUGGAAGCAUUUCUGUUAUCAAAUCAAUGCAUUUAAUUAAAAAUCCUGUGAAGACCUGUGAUAAAGUUUAUUCUUUGAUUCAGAGUUUGACUUCUCAAAUCAGACAUCGAAUGGAAGAACCUAAAUCAUCAGAUAUUCAGCUUUAUCAUAGUGAAACAUUAGAGCUUAUGCUACGUAGAUGGUCCAAGUUGGAGAAGGACUUUAAAACAAAGAAUGGAAGAUAUGAUAUUAGUAAAAUCCCUGACAUAUAUGACUGUAUAAAAUACGAUGUCCAACAUAAUGGUUCCUUGAAAUUAGAAAACACGAUGGAAUUAUAUAGGCUUUCAAAGGCAUUAGCAGAUAUUGUUAUCCCUCAGGAAUAUGGUAUAACUAAAGCUGAAAAACUGGAGAUUGCCAAAGGCUACUGUACUCCUCUAGUUAGGAAAAUUCGCUCAGACCUUCAGAGGACACAAGAUGAUGACACUGUAAAUAAACUCCAUCCCGUGUAUUCCAGGGGUGUCCUGUCUCCUGAGCGUCAUGUCCGCACUAGAUUAUAUUUUACCAGUGAAAGUCAUGUGCAUUCUUUACUUUCUAUCCUUCGCUAUGGUGCCUUAUGCAAUGAAUCCAAGGAUGAACAGUGGAAACGAGCUAUGGAUUAUUUAAACGUUGUCAGUGAACUCAACUACAUGACUCAGAUUGUCAUCAUGCUUUACGAGGACCCUAACAAGGAUCUUACCUCAGAGGAACGCUUUCAUGUUGAAUUACACUUUAGUCCAGGAGCCAAAGGCUGUGAAGAAGACAAAAAUUUGCCAUCUGGGUAUGGAUAUAGACCAGCUUCCAGAGAGAAUGAAGGCAGGAGAUCUUUUAAAAUUGAUAAUGAUGAUGAACCACAUACUUCUAAAAAAGAUGAGGUUGAUCGAGCUGUGAUAUUGUUUAAACCAAUGGUGUCAGAGCCAAUUCAUAUACACAGGAAGUCUCCACUUCCAAGAUCCAGGAAGAUGGCUACAAAUGAAGUAAAUUAUUCAAGUAAAACCUGGAAGACUUUUCCCAGCGUCCACCAUCUCCAUGGAUGUCAGAAGUUUGUACUUCCAAAAGACACAGAGAAAAAGACAUACUCUUCAUUUUGUGCAAAGAGCCCUCUGAGUGUGUCUAGCCCAGAGGGCGCUGGUACCUGGCUGCACUAUACCAGCGGUGUGGGUACUGGGCGUCGAAGACGCAGAUCAGGGGAACAAAUCACUUCUUCCCCUGUCUCCCCCAAAUCAUUGGCUUUCACAUCCAGUAUUUUUGGCUCAUGGCAACAGGUUGUAUCUGAAAAUGCUAAUUACCUGAGAACAGCAAGAACUCUGGUGGAACAGAAGCAGAAUCCUACCGUAGGGUCUCACUGUGCGGGCCUGUUUAGCACCUCGGUGCUCGGGGGUUCUUCAAGCGCACCUAACCUACAGGAUUAUGCUCGUACUCAUCGUAAAAAGCUGACCUCUUCUGGCUGCAUAGAUGACGCCACACGCGGUUCUGCUGUUAAAAGGUUUUCUAUCUCAUUUGCUCGACACCCAACCAAUGGCUUUGAAUUGUAUUCCAUGGUGCCGUCCAUCUGUCCUCUGGAAACCCUCCAUAACGCCCUCUCUUUGAAGCAGGUGGAUGAGUUCCUUGCUUCCAUUGCUUCUCCAUCGAGUGAUGUUCUGCAGAAGACCCCUGAAAUGUCUUCGCGUUCCAGUCCAGUAAUGCGAAGGAAAAUAUCUUUAAAUACAUAUACACCUGCAAAGAUCCUACCAACACCACCAGCUACCUUAAAGAGCGCUAAAGCAAACAGCAAACCAGCUGCAGGUGGACCUUCUGGGGCAGUUGUACCUAGUACCUCAUCUCGGAAAAAGAACAUAACUAGCAAAACAGAAAUGCAUGAACACAAAAAAACCACUGGGAAAAAGAAAUGAAAUCUUAGCAGAAGCUGGAACUUCUUAUAAAAAUAACAUGGUCAAUAGAAAAAAACAUGUAACAAAGUUUGGCUGAAAACUGUCAAAGCAAGUAAUUUAUUUUCAUUAUGCAUCUCUGUAUUCAUUUAAAAAUGUUUUUAAAUCUAGAGGAUUCUUUGAAUAUAUUCAGGUAAGGAACAUUUGUCAUGAUCUGGAACUGUUUAAAACGAUAUUAUUAGCAUUCUAUGAGCAGCAAAACUUACAGUGAUAAAGGUUGGUAUUUGUUGCUGAGGUGUUUACUCUGUGCGGUGGUAACUAAACGUAAAAGCCCAGCUGGCCUGCACCAAAGUCACACCAAGCACUGACCUCCGUGUACGUUGCCAUUUUCGUAGAAUUGCAUCUUAGGUAUAAAAACCAUUAGUGUGGGUUAAACUUUGACAGUCAGGAUUAUACAUUAGAGACUUUUUAAAAGGCAUAUUUCCAAAGAGAUUUCACUAACCAUUUAGAUUAGAAAAUGUUUCUCCAUUGUUACAGUGACAUGUACGCUGCGUACUUAAUAACUGGAGUAUUAGUGCACGGGUUAUUUUUUCAGUCUGUGUUUUGAGUUUCUUUUAUUGUAUAUUGUUUACAAAUAUUGCAUAUAUGGCUGAGAAAACUACACCUUUAUGUACAUAAAUAUGCCCAUUAAUUUAUAGAAAAUAUUUUCUUUACAUAUUUCCUUACCAUAAGAGGUGCUUUGUUCAUCAGGAAAAUUUUUGCUUCAUCCAUUGGAAGAAAGGCACCUUUUUAGUUUCUUUUUAAUAGACAUAGUUGACAAGUUUAUAAAUGUUACACUUAUUUUCAUAGUUCUUUUUAGAUCUAGGAACUCAGUUCAAAAAUGGAAACCAUCAAUGUUAAUGCAGAAGCAAUCUGAACUCUAUGAAGUUAGUAGGGAUUGUGUAUAGCGUCUGUUUUUACCAUUUCCAUUCUUAUCAGUUGAUCUCACUAAGAAAGCUAAGAGAUUGAACAUUUGAAAGAAAUUGUCUUUAUAAAUGAUUAGAUUUUGAAGGGAAAUUGAGAUCAUUGUGUUGUGAUUUCAUCUAUGAUGUGAAAAAAAUUAUUAUACUUGGUGCUUUCUUUCCCUAAUGCACAAAUAAUUGUGAACCACUUGAAAUGACUUAUACUGUAAUACACCCAGUGCAACCUGCUAAGAAUUCCAUGCAGUGCUGGUUACACAACUUAAAUUGCUAAAGCUUUAGCUUAAAGUUUAUGUUUAGAAAAAUUAUUGAAUUCUUAUAGUAUGAAUACAAAUAUGGUUAUUCUUCAAAAGAGGGACUCUCCUAACCUUUAAUCAUUAUAAUAUGAAUUAACUUUUAGAAAAUAAGCAUUUUACAUGUUAGUUGUUUUAAAAGGUAUCAAAUGCUAAAGUCACAUAUAAUAUAUACAAUUAAAAGUUCACAUACUUCACAAGAAUAUAAAUGAAUUAUAUGGAGACAUGUCUUACAAACAGUUGAAUGUACCCGAGUUUUCUGUAUGUGAAAAUGUGGUUAAUGUGCUCAAUGUAAAGGUAAGGAAACUACUUUUAUUUUUUAAGUGGGAUUGAAUUAAAAUGUUAUUUCCAGAAUCAGAG
Nycticebus coucang (slow loris) is the source of this 5909-nucleotide messenger RNA. RefSeq names its product diphosphoinositol pentakisphosphate kinase 2 (gene PPIP5K2). The record is from RefSeq and is a predicted model, not a curated record. Gene Ontology annotation, molecular function: diphosphoinositol pentakisphosphate kinase activity; 5-diphosphoinositol pentakisphosphate 1-kinase activity; inositol hexakisphosphate kinase activity. The transcript is spliced from 32 exons. Gene Ontology annotation, cellular component: cytosol. Gene Ontology annotation, biological process: inositol metabolic process; inositol phosphate biosynthetic process. Bases 485 to 4321 code for a protein of 1278 amino acids. NCBI's taxonomy places the organism in Eukaryota, Metazoa, Chordata, Mammalia, Primates, Lorisidae.